This is a messenger RNA of Peronospora matthiolae, 861 nucleotides long. Lineage: Eukaryota; Oomycota; Peronosporomycetes; Peronosporales; Peronosporaceae. The record is from the annotation of a GenBank genome assembly.
AUGGCGCGAAGUGGCGCAUCGGCUCGUCAGUCCUCGCGUGGACGGGGAAGCACCGGCGUUGGCGCGCACCCGACGAUGCGUAAAAAGUCCAAGCUCGUUGUCACGUUUAACCCGGAGAAGCGCAAGGAGUAUCUGACGGGGUUCCAUAAGCGCAAACAAGAGCGUCGUCGCUUUGGGCUGGACAUGGAGGCGUACAAGGUCAAGAAACUUCAACUGGAGGCAAAGAAGAACCGGCGAGCAGAGCAGAAGGAGAAACUGGCAGCACUGAAUCUGCUAUCGGACGAUGAGAAGACAAAAGAGGAGGAAGAAGAGGAGGCAGAUGAGGAGGAGGAGGAAGCGUCCGAGACGAAGAGGACGUGUGUGUCGCUUCGCUCUGGUGACGCCAAGGCGGUCGUUAACGUCACGACGUUCAGUGACGACUUUACUCAGGGCAAGUUUGGUGACGUGGUGACUGUCACGACGGCCGUGGGCGAUGUGCAGAGUGAUAGCGACGACAGUGACAGCAGUGUGGAGGCAGUGGAAGAGGCAGCGGACGACACUGCAGGUCAGCGCGGGUCUGGUGCGCUGCGUGCGAAGAAGUGGAAGGUCGAUCCCGAGCAGCACUUGACGCUUUUCCAGCGGAUACAACAGCAGCGCAAGGGCAAAGCACUGCCGUCGAAGCGCUCGAAGCUUAAAGAGGCACGGACUGCACGAAAGGCCAUGAUGGGUAAGAAAGGUAACAGCAGUGGCAUCAUUGGUCCGAGCAAGAAACGGGGGGCUGAAGAUGGCGACGGAGCAGGUACUGCUGUCGGUAAACUCAGGAAGAAGCUCAAGAUGAAGCGCAGUCAGAGCACUGGCCAGAAGCGUCAGAAGCAGCGAUAG